UCCCCUGAUUCCUGCUGGAGGCUGCCCUGGGUGAGUUGCCACUCAGGCAGCUCUCUGCCCUGCACCAGUGCUGGGGUGGCUGGGAUGGCAGCCAUCCUGCCAGUGACCCCGUGGAAACCCCUCCUCCUGACUCCCUGGCGGUCUCCAAUUGGUCCCCACCCGCGGCUGCCUCUGACCAUCUGCUGCUGUCCAUCACUGGCCACUCCUCGGCCCGCUACGCUAUCCUGUUUGUCAAGCCCUGCUCGGAGACUGUAGGUCUCCAUGACAACCAGAAGCUUGGAGGAUCUGGAUGGGGGCCUGGGCAGCUGUCUCCCCAACGAUGACCUCCCCCCGUUACUGGAGGAGCCACGCUCAGGCCGGAGGCCAGACAGCAAAGCACUAGGGGCAUCCAGGCAUGCUGACCCUAGUGACUGGACACAUGCCCCCCAGGAUCCAGGGGUCUCUGGCGCUGCAGAGAAAGAGCUUGCGGCCAAGGAGGGCCCAGGAACCAGCAAGAGGAUGCAGAAAGCCGAGACAAGUCCCCACGGUGCUCCCGCGCCGCGCAGGAGGUCGCAGGCUGCGCCUCCCCUGAAGCCACCGCCGCCGCCGCCGCCGUCUCUGAGCGACGACCUGCCCUGGGGAGACCUGACACUCAACAAGUGCCUGGUGCUGGCCUCGCUGGUGGCGCUGCUGGGCUGGGUUCUCCAGCUGUGUCAGAAUGCAGUGUCUGGGGAGGUGGCGGUGGCUGCCCCUCAGCAGUGGGUCCCGCCCAGUCUUCCACCCAAGAAGUCGGCGCCACCGUCUGCGCCUAAGCCCCCGCUCUCGGUACCUCCAUCCGGGCCUCCGGAGCCCAAGCCCGGGCCGCCCGGGCCCCAGGCACUGAAGCAGGACGAGCCUGAGGCUACAGAAGCCCUGGGGGAGCCUGAGGGGCCCCAGCGGGAGGCCUCUGGGGAGGAGCACGCCCCCCUUGGAGACCGAGGGUCCCAGAAGCGGCCCCGGAAGGAGAAGCCAAGGAAAGGAGAGAAGCUGAAGGAGAAGCCGAGAAAGGACAAGCCCAGGAGGGAGGAGAGACCACCGCGGGCCACCAGGGAGCCCCGCCAACCCCUGCCCCGGCGCUGGGAGCAGAGUGAAAGAGGCCCCCGGCCGUGGGCGCGGGACUCCAGAGAACUCGAGCCUGAGAAGCGGCAUCCCCGGCGACGCCGUGACCUUGACGCCCGGUCCAGACAGAAGCCCGGUGGGGGCAAGGGGCGCGACUGAGCCUGCCCUGAAUCCCGCACCCCCUCUCCCUGCAGCACCAGCGAAUAAAGCUCGUGCUGCGGCA
Molecule: messenger RNA, 1300 nt
Organism: Mesocricetus auratus (golden hamster)
Lineage: Eukaryota; Metazoa; Chordata; Mammalia; Rodentia; Cricetidae
Gene: Jsrp1
Product: junctional sarcoplasmic reticulum protein 1
Exons: 7
Coding region: 262-1236 (324 amino acids)
Biological process (GO): skeletal muscle contraction; regulation of ryanodine-sensitive calcium-release channel activity
Cellular component (GO): sarcoplasmic reticulum
Source: RefSeq, a predicted model, not a curated record